AUGGCGAUGCCCCAGCAGCUCGUCAUCUGUUCCCUUGUGAAAGUUUUGAUUGUGUUGCUGACGAUCGCCGUCUUAAUCCUACUCGACCCGACCUAUGUGACUGCGUAUAUUAAUUUGAAUUAUGAGAUUGUCAUGAUCUACAUCUUCUCAGCGUUGACCCUCCUCUAUUGCGUCGUGUCAAUUAUUAUGUACGUCUUGAUGACCCGUGGCACAGCCGUUGAAGAUGUUCGGCUGACCAACGUCGGACUGGCGGAGCUUGUCUGUGGCACGGCUGGGUUAAUGGCCUGGAUUCUCGUGAUUGGUAUUGGUGGUAAUAUCUCGCAGAGGACGAUCAUCGAGACUGGAGAGCGUUUUGGAUGGAUUGGAGCUAUCGCUGGAAUCAUCGGCGCAUGCUUCCUUGGUAUUAUGGCCCUCUUCCUCCUCAACAUUAUCAACGACAAGAUUGUCCGCCGACGUGCCGACAACAAAUAUCAACGCACCGUCAACGAUGGCUUCCAA
This is a messenger RNA of Mesorhabditis spiculigera, 498 nucleotides long. The record is from the annotation of a GenBank genome assembly. NCBI's taxonomy places the organism in Eukaryota, Metazoa, Nematoda, Chromadorea, Rhabditida, Rhabditidae.